Messenger RNA from Juglans regia (Persian walnut), 4502 nucleotides. Its product is annotated as protein FAR1-RELATED SEQUENCE 5-like. Gene Ontology annotation, molecular function: zinc ion binding. The record is from RefSeq and is a predicted model, not a curated record. Bases 1188 to 4052 code for a protein of 954 amino acids. The transcript has 7 exons. Lineage: Eukaryota; Viridiplantae; Streptophyta; Magnoliopsida; Fagales; Juglandaceae.
ACUCAACAAUGUCUACCACCAUAUUAUAUCCAUUCAAAGUAAAUAUGCAUUCAAUGUAACUUUCUAUUCUUUCAGCAUUGCAUUCAAUUGGGAGUUUGAAUGGAAAACUGUAAAGAAUUUUUAAUUAAGGUGGGGGCUGAGUGCAAUUUGGUAGGUCCUCUCUGCUCUACUACAGCCUCUACUCUGUUGUAAGGGGUGUGGGGCUACUAUUUCCGGCUUGUCCUUGACUCCUUGCACAGAAUCUACCGAAUCCCACCAACAAAAGUCCAAACCGGCCCACAUAAUUAAAGAUUCAAAUUUCUGGGUUGUACUCAAAGUUCCUUCUUUUAAUGUUGUCCCCCCCUAUUAAUCAAAGCCUUAGCUGGCGUUUGUCAAACUUACUUGCAGUUCUGGUGAAAUCAAAACCGAUGUUUGCAUUUCCGAAUUCGGGAAGUGGUUUUUGAAUGGCGUGUAGUGUCGGUACCAACUUUUACAAGUCUUUGGGCAGAAAGAAAAUUACCUGGUCUAGCGUUUUCCUUUUACCAUAUGGAAUACGAAUUUUGACCUGCAGCCUGCUCUUUGAGAUAUACUACGUACAGUCCCCUUAAGCAGUCCCCGCGUACGCAGUUGUUUGUCGUUUGUCCAUAUCAGCUUGGUCGAAAGACGAAAUUAACCUCCUCUGCUUUGAGCCUUUGACGAAGACAAUGGAAGGAAUUCAAAAUCAGAAUUCACUUUGCCGCUACUAUUCAUCCCGCGCGACCCAGAAAGUUCCUCCACCUCUGGCAUUGUUUUCACUGACCUCCACCACCGGCGUUGUGUUCAUCUCCUCCACCACCAUCAGCCGGUAACGUCCUCCCCCACCCACUGCUUAACGAAAAUCGUUUUGCCGCUAGGAGCCCCGCGCGCGACCCAAUUUUUUUGUCUCCUCCACCACCAGCGUAGUGCUAAUCUCCUCCACCACUGCCGUCAUGUUCAACUCCUCCACCAACAUCAGCCGGUAACAAGGAUCGAGGCUACCGAGCAAAUCUGUUUGCCGCUAGGAGCCCGCGCGAGCCAAAAAUUUUUUUCUCCUCCACGAGCUCGCGCGACCCAGAAUUUUUUUUCUCCUCCACCACCGCCGUCGUGCUAAUUUCCCUCACCACCGCCGUCGUACUCAACUCCUCCACCACCGGUGCUGUGCUAAUCGGUCCAUUUUGGUAGACAAUUCGAUGGAGAAAGGGGAAGAAAGCACAAGGCCUACCGGCAGUGCCACAAGGCCUACCAGCAGUGCUACAAGGCCUGCCAGCUCUACUGCAAUGACACAGGAAAUACCAAGACCAUUUUAUCCAGAUUGGUCAGCAUAUAACAGCUAUAUGCAUGGGUAUCAUGGGAUGAUGCCACCUACAUUUUUCCCACCGUUUGCUCCUCGUCCAAAUGCCGACCCUUAUUCAUGGAGAAACGAGCUUCCAACGGGAGUACCGUUUAGACCACCAAUUGCCUAUCCUUAUGCUCCUCCAAUUCCCUAUCCGGGAUGUUCAAGUAAUUCAAAGGACAUGACAGAACCCUCCUCGUCUACUAGGCCAGAACCCUCCUCGUCUACCAGGCGAUCAUUAUUUUCUUCUGAAAGCAAUACUUAUGAGGAUAGUUCAAAUGUCGGAGACGAGGACAUUGAACAAGAGCAGGAGUUUGAUAAUCCAAUGGUUGAGGAAGUACCAUCAAUGGUUGAGGAGGUACCAUCGAUAGUUGAGGAAGUACCAUCGAGCAGCCAUGGAAAUGACGAUGAUGGUGUUAUAGAGCCGAGGCCGGGGAUGUCAUUUAAAACUGAGCAUGAGCUUUUAGACUUCUAUAAGAAAUAUGGAAAACAGAUUGGGUUUGGUGUAAUGACCCAAAGAAGUAAAAGGGAAGACGAUGGGAGUGUUAGGUAUUUAACACUUGGUUGUGCUCGUGGUGGUAAGGCAAGGAACCGUACCUCGAAUGUUUCUAAACCACGGCCGACAACGAAGACGGAUUGUAAGGCUAAGAUUAAUGCAAUCGUGCUUGAUGGAGUGUUGCGUAUAACUACCGUUGAUAAUGCACACAACCAUGGGUUGAGUCCAAGGAAGGCAAGGUUUUUUAGAUGUAAUCGUGCUAUCGACGCUUCCGUGAAAAGACAACUAGAUAUCAACGAUAAGGCAGGAAUAAGUAUGGCUAAAAGUUUCAACUCGUUGGUUGUCGAGGUAGGUGGAUAUGAUAAUCUUCCAUUUGUUGAGAAGGAUGCGCGGAAUUAUAUUGAUAAGGCCCGACAUCUUAGGCUUGGUAAAGGAGGUGCUGAUGCACUCCGUGGCUACUUUGAGAGAAUGCAGUAUAAGAAUGAUGGGUUCUAUUCCUUGAUGGAUUUAGACGACGAGGGAAGAUUAAAGAAUGUUUUUUGGGCGGAUGCACGUAGUAGAUCAGCAUAUGGCUAUUUUGGGGAUGUUGUGACAUUUGACACAACAUACCUAACAAAUAGAUAUGGCAUGCCAUUCGCCCCUUUCGUAGGUGUUAACCAUCAUGGACAAUCAAUACUUUUUGGAGCAGGUUUGAUUUCAAGUGAAGAUACUGAUACAUUUGUUUGGUUAUUUGAGACUUGGUUGAAAUGUAUGGAUAAGAGAGCACCAAAUGCUAUCAUCACUGACCAGGAUAGGGCCAUGAAAAAUGCCAUAGCAAUAGUCUUUCCGAAGACCCGACACAGGUAUUGUUUAUGGCACAUUAUGCGAAAACUACCAGAGAAGUUGGGUUCCCAUUCUAAAUAUAAUGAUGGAUUGAAGAGCGCAUUACACAAAUGUGUUUAUGAUUGCCAAACUUCUGAAGAGUUUGAGAAGUCUUGGGAGGUGUUCCUUGAUACGUAUAAUUUGCAUGAGAAUGUAUGGCUUCAAAGUCUAUAUAGUGAGAGGAUGCAUUGGGUUCCUGUAUAUCUUAAAGAUACAUUUUGGGCUGGAAUGAGCACAACUCAAAGAAGUGAGAGCAUUAAUGCAUUUUUUGAUGGUUUUGUGCAUUCGGGGACAACGUUAAAAGAGUUCGUUGAUCAGUUUGACAAUGCAUUGAGAAAGAGAGGAGAGAAUGAGAUGGCAGCGGACUUUCACUCAUUUAACUGCACAAUCCCAUGUAUAACCCAUUUACCCAUGGAGAAGCAAUUUCAAGAAUUGUAUACUAAUUCUAAAUUUAAAGAAGUGCAGUCUGAGGUAAUGGGGAUUAUUUAUUCUCAUUGUAUUCUCAUCAAGACGGAAGGGGCAAUUUCGACAUAUCAAGUUAAUGACCAGUUGCAAGUUGAAGGGUAUAUUAAAAGAGUUACAUACCAAGCAUACUUUAAUGAAGAGGAGUGUGAGGCAAAGUGCAUGUGUGGACUAUUUCAGAUGAGAGGCAUUUUAUGCAGGCACAUUCUUGCUAUUUUCUCAGUAAAAGAUGUUCAAUCAGUGCCUUCAAAGUACAUUAUGGACAGGUGGCGAAAGGACAUUAAGCGUAGGUAUUCUCUGAUUCGAAGCAGUUAUGAUGAUUUGAGUAAUAAACCAGCUGCUGGAAGGUAUACUAAUUUGAUUAAGCUGUGCUACGAAGUUGCUACAAAUGCAGCUGAGAGUGAUCAUUUUUCAAUGGAUAUGACACAGAAGUUGUUGGCUAUGAAUUUGAGUUACACAAAAACCAAGGCGCAGCCUGUAAUUGUGAAUGUUGGUACUGAGGUUAAUGAUGUUGAAAUGGGAAGUUCAAAAAAAGUGUUAAGUCCUCGCAUUGUUAGAGGUAAGGGGAGGCCUCCAUCAAAGAGACUGGCACCUACAGUAGAGAAGGUUAUGAGGAAGCAACAAACUAAACGUAAACAGUCCGAGACCGGUGCAAAGAGAAAGAGAAAAAAUGCACCUGAACUUCAGGAUGAGGUCUCGAGUGGCGCUCCAACAACAGAUGAGGUCUUCAGUACAAGUGGCGUUGCAGUAACAACAGAUGAGGUCUUGAUCACAAGUGGCGUUCAAGCAGUAACAGAUGAGAUCUUGAACACAAGUGGCGUUCAAGCAGCAACAACAGAUGAGGUCGUAUUUCCUGGCACACAACAAAGUGUCAUUAGCCAGGUGGAUCUUCAACAUGGUUAAUUUUAAUCAGUGUAUAAUGAUAGUGACAAGAAUUUUAUGCCUGUGGAGCUGUUGGCAUUUUAUACAUUUGUUUGGCAUUUGUGUAGCUGGUUGGCAUUUGUGGAGCUGUUGGCAUUUUGUGGAGCUGGUUGGCAUUUGUGUAGCUGGUUGGCAUUUGUGUAGCUGUUGGCAUUUUGUGGAGCUGGUUAGCAUUUGUGGAGCUGUUGGCAUUUUAUGUAGCUGGUUGGCAUUUUGAAUGUAGCUGUUAUUGGUCGCUAUUGAAAUUUUUGUACUCGUUGUUUGUGGUCACACUUUGUAUUUGUGGACCUUUUUUGUAUUUGGCAUUAGCCAUGGCUACAUUUGAUGACAACACUUUGUAUUUCUGGUUACUGAAAUACCUGUUGUGACAUUUAUUUUCAUACACAAUGUUCUUUGCUUUUAAUGAAGAAUGUCAUAUAUUUAAGUUCUUCA